Alternaria atra is the source of this 1296-nucleotide messenger RNA. RefSeq lists its product as uncharacterized. The record is from RefSeq and is a predicted model, not a curated record. The transcript is spliced from 5 exons. NCBI's taxonomy places the organism in Eukaryota, Fungi, Ascomycota, Dothideomycetes, Pleosporales, Pleosporaceae. Gene Ontology annotation, molecular function: oxidoreductase activity. Bases 1 to 1296 code for a protein of 431 amino acids.
AUGUUCAGCUUACCGAGGAUAUCACUACCGUCUUUUCUUCGCGCAGGCGAAGGCACACAUCUUACCGUCGAUCUACCCUCCGUUGAAAUCCACGAUAUCGAAACCUCGGCGGAGAAGCGGCCACGGACUCUCAAGCAUCUACUCAAAGCGAACCAUGCGAAUUACUCAAUCAUAUACCACAACCUUACUUUUCACAAUCAUACACCGCACAUCCUGGGAUCGGCUUACCUUCUUGGAGGCACGGCGGAGCAUUUGAAUGAGAUCUACGAGAAGGAGGCCGAGGUACUUGAGCCGUGGCACGAUGCACCGGGUGAAAUAACAAAGGAUGAUUGGCGAGAGUUUCUGGGAAAGCGCGAAUACCAACGCGCCUUCAUCGACUUCUUCGAAGACCAACUCGUGACCAAGAAGUAUGAUGUUGAAGAAGUCCUCGAGGAGUUCCUGCUCAAGGGCAAGGAGCCGCUGAUCAAUGGCCUCAUCGCCGGACUUGCACAUCCUCUGAUCCAUCUUGGCUACGCUUACGAACUCAACUCCAAAACCGUCGCGAUCGAGGCCCUCGCGAUGGGCUCUUGCUUCUACAGCUCCCUCCAUAAAUACAUUGAUGACCCAAAAUACACAAAGCCCAGCCCUCAUGGCGCAAGUGGAGACCACACAGGGCUCAUCGAGAUACUCGAUAAAGUACGGAAUGACAAGCGCUUCGACGGUCUCUACGACCACCGCAGCGGCGAUAUUACCAAGGUACUGGAAGAGCGCGAAGAAGCCUUCUUGGAGUACUGGAACGCUUGGGAAAUCACAGCCCCGAAUGAACAGUUCCAAGCCGCUCAAGAGGUUGGACUGGGGCUUUUGACAGGCACUCCGGCACCGGCGAAGGGAAAAUACGACUUCUUCCUUGUUCAUGUGCUUACAAGCUCCCAUGCCAUUCGCAUCCUUCUCCCGUUGGUACCGGCCAAGUUUCAUGUUAGUCUCCUACGACAGUGGUGGCUCUUUGCAUUAGCUGUGUACAUUGCCCAGAUGAGGCCGGGGAUUGAUAUGGGUAGAGUUAUGGCUAGUGACGAUAGCCAGAAGAAGAGCUGGAAGCAUGUCGUGGACAAGGCGUUGAACGGGCCGCAUGCAACUGAUGCACAUUACGUCAAAGCAUUGCGGGCUAUGAAGGUGGCAGAGGAGACUUGGAAAACUGGAGACGAUCGGUCGAACCACUGGCUCCGUGCGGCAGUCAAGUUUGCCGAUGAUUUUGAGGGUUGGGGAGGAUUUGGAACGGCGGAAGACGAGGCAAAGAUGGGGUAUCCCGAGAAGCAGUAA